Messenger RNA from Diospyros lotus (date-plum), 1021 nucleotides. RefSeq names its product peptidyl-prolyl cis-trans isomerase FKBP13, chloroplastic. Gene Ontology annotation, molecular function: peptidyl-prolyl cis-trans isomerase activity. The record is from RefSeq and is a predicted model, not a curated record. Gene Ontology annotation, cellular component: chloroplast. The transcript has 4 exons. Bases 106 to 762 code for a protein of 218 amino acids. Lineage: Eukaryota; Viridiplantae; Streptophyta; Magnoliopsida; Ericales; Ebenaceae.
GACCAACAGUCAAUCUUUCUCGUGUGGCACUGGUCUUUAGCCUAUGCUUAUCUCUUCUUCCCUUAUCCUAAAGCAGCAGAAGCAGCGUCCCGGGGGGGAGACAUAAUGAGCUCACUGUUGAUUUCACCGCCAGGCCCUUAUGCUCCCACAAGGCUGCCGAGAACAGCCACAAGGGCCACAACCCCUGCCAGAAGGUUACUGAGAAGAAAUCGUAACACGUCAUCAGAAUCCUCAUCAACUAUCAAAAUAACCUGUUCUGCUGCGGACCCGCAACUGGAUUUGGAUGGAAACCCAACCCUACCGGUUAGCAGAAGAGAAUUAAUAGGGCAAGUGCUUGGCCUUGGCCUUCUUGUUUGUAUACAAUCUGCAGCAGCAGCAGAGAGUCCAUGCGACCUUAUCGUGGCUCCUUCAGGCCUGGCCUAUUGUGACAGAAUCAUAGGAACUGGACCCCAGGCCGUGAAAGGACAAUUGAUUAAGGCGCAUUAUGUAGGUAAAUUGGACAAUGGCAAGGUCUUUGACAGCAGCUACAAUCGUGGGAAGCCCCUUACUUUCCGUGUUGGAGUUGGCGAGGUUAUCAAAGGUUGGGAUGAGGGUAUUCUAGGUGGCGAUGGAAUUCCUCCCAUGCUUGCUGGAGGAAAACGUACACUGAAGCUUCCUCCAGAACUAGGAUAUGGCAUGAGAGGAGCUGGGUGUAGAGGAGGUUCGUGCAUAAUUCCUCCUUCUUCGGUUCUUCUCUUUGAUGUGGACUUCAUCGGCAAUUGAAGCAGCAGCAGUUAACAAUAAUUUAUAUUAUCACAUGUGAAACCAAUCCAUUAUCUUACCUCCAUGCAUGGUUAAACCGAAUGGCUUCCAUUCCACUAAUCUUCUUUUAUUAUUUUAUUUUAUGCAAGACUAAAAUAAUAAUAAUAAUAAUAAUAAUAAUAAUAAUAAUAAUAAUAAUUGGUAAAAGUAAUAAAUUAUCAGUAUAUUUAUCUACACUUGAGAUAUAAAUUCAAAUGUGCAUGUGUAUACAUCCAACUAA